AUUAUAAAAUCAUGAGUAAUAUAAAAGUCGCAAUGGUAUCAUUUUCUUUAUUAUCGAUUAUUUUUCUGAAUAGAGAAAGUGUAUUUAGUUCUCAGAGCAUUUAUUUUUAAUAUGGCAACAUUAUGACUUUAUUACGCGAGCGCCAACUGGUGCCUAAUUUCUGUAACUUCUUAUUGAUAUCUCUCGCUCUAUGUUCAUGUUGUAAUUUAUUCUAGUAAUUUGUGCUACUUGCUGACAAAUCCAAUGUUUAUUGAAUAUGUGUUCGUGUUUGGUUUAUUCUCGACAUUGACAAAUUAAAAAUCUUGUCUCCAUGUAUAAUAUGUUAUGCGGCAAGUUACUUUCAAAACCAAUGACAUUAGAUGAACUCGAUGUGCGUUUUGGCCAUUUUACUUGGCUUGCGUUGGUGAUUCGUACAUAGUCACGUGACCAAGUGGUUUUUGGAUCAAUGGCGCCAAAUGUCUGUUACAGAAAAUGUAUGUGAAUUAUGAGGUUUACAGAACGCAUACUCAAGUGCCAUGUAAUGAAUGAUGUGACAUUCUACACAAUGUUGUUGCCACGUUCCAAGUGUAAAGCAGUAGAGGGAUCGUGAACAUGUAGGUUGCGGACAACUUAUCAAGAUGUCGUUGAGAGGCACAAAGAGGGCGACUGGGAUGCGCGGUGACGAAGCCGGCGCAUCCAAGCGCCGCAGAGCGGAGCCCGAGGAUGCUCUCUGGCAGCUCCGCCCUGUCAGUGACCUCAAGAUGUCAUCAAUAUAUAACAGGAGUGCCUCAGAGGCACCCGCAGAACUAUUCAGAAAGGACCUUAUCAGCGCCAUGAAACUCCCGGACAAUGAGCCACUGACGCCGUCUUCUUAUUGGAUAAUCACUGACACAUGGAAACAGGACUGGGAGAGAGGAGUGCAGGUGCCGGUCAACCCUGACUCUCUGCCCGCGCCGAAAGUCAAAAUCAUUGAUAAUCCACAACCACCGAACUUCCAGGAAUUCAAAUUGUCCAAGGAUAAAUACAUUCAUCUAAGCCGCGACGUCCACUAUCAACCGGAGAAACAUAUACUGAGUACAACCCCGGCGCGAGCAGAGGCCGCCUGCAGUUACGACUUGGACGCUACCGACACCGCGUGGCUCAAGUUACUGAACGCGGAGCGUGCCCGGGCCGGCGCCCCGCCAGUCACUGAGGACCAACUCGAAAAAGUCAUCGAAGAACUAGAGAUUCGUAGCUGGGAUAAAAUCCAAGCAAUCGUCAGAUCCGAAGAAGGCCUCGGUAUCGAGUACGACGAAAAUGUCAUAUGCGAUGUUUGUCGUUCUCCUGAUUCUGAGGAUGGCAAUGAGAUGGUAUUUUGCGAUUCGUGCAACAUAUGCGUGCACCAGGCCUGCUACGGAAUCACCGUUAUACCGGACGGCCAAUGGCUGUGUAGGCCGUGCGGUGACGGUGUCAGGCCUAGCUGCGUGCUCUGCCCCAACCAUGGCGGUGCCAUGAAAUGUACUCCGUCUGGGCAUAAGUGGGCGCACGUUAGCUGUGUACUAUGGAUACCCGAGGUCUCUAUCGGUUGCGCGGAGAUUAUGGAACCUAUCACUAAAAUAUCGUCCAUACCGGCCUCUCGUUGGUCACUCGUUUGCGUAUUGUGCCGGAAUCGUAAAGGAGCGUGUAUUCAAUGUUCCGUUAAAACGUGCAAAACUGCUUACCAUGUCACGUGCGCGUUCAAACAUGGUCUCGAAAUGCGCGCGAUUAUAGAGGACGAAAACGCUGACGACGGUGUUAAGUUGCGUUCGUAUUGUCAAAAACAUAGUGUUAAUAAUAAAAAAGAAAAGUGUACCGGGUCGGGUUCGGAGGAGGAAGAGGUUAAGAGAAAGCGAAGGAAGGAUAUGACAUCGGAGGAGAAGACACAAGCGAGAGCCGCACGCUUGCAUGUCAUUGAAAGAGAUUUCGAUAAACACGUCAGUGUGAAGGAUAUCAGUACACAUCUCCUUGACGUUGAUCAAGACGCGAUUAACUACAUUUAUAACUAUUGGAAACUGAAGAGGCGAGCGGGACACAAUCGACCCUUGGUGCCCCCCAAGUCAGAAGAAACAGAGGUGCAUACUCACAAGCAGGAACAAGCCGACAUUGACAAAAUGAAAAUGUUUGUACAGCUCCGGCAGGACCUGGAGAGAGUCCGCAACUUGUGUUACAUGGUGAGCAGGAGGGAAAAAUUAUCUCGCUCUUUCUUCAGGAUGAGAGAGCAGACGUUUCAUAAACAAGUGGCUGUUCUUACAGCUGGCGCCGAAAUCCCAGAGCAGGAGUUGGCUGCCAUCAUUGAGGCUAAUCACGGACCUUCAAUUUAUGACAAACUGUAUUCUCACGCGAAUGCUCCUGAUCACAAGAAUGAUUUCGAGGAGCUACUUGCGCGUAUCGCGCCCCCAGAAUCUGGCGAUGAGAAAAAGAAAGAUCGUAACGGCCUUGUGAAAGGCUCCAAGUCAUCUAAUCCUUACAAGAAGCAUUACGUCAACGGCUCCCGUCGUAGCGGGAGCAUGUACAGUGGCCUUUCAAGUGAAGAGAGUGCAACAGAAAUUCCCCGUACAAGUAAGUAUCGAGGUAAAGCAAUCGGCUCUAGCACUGAAGAUGAAGGUCGAAGAGCUGGAACUUCACCAAAGAAAAAAGUAUCACCUAAGGGCAAAGGAAAGAGAUCUCCUAAAAAGACUGAGCGAAAAAAGAAAAAGGUUCCCCAGUCCAAACCGCUAAUUGAAAGCAGCAGCGACGAUGAUUCCUUGAAUUCUAGACUGAAAAAAGACCGAUCUCGAAGCAAAACUUUGCAGCAAAUGGAAAAAGAAAUGACUGCUGGAAGGAUGGGCCAAUCUGGUACAGACAGCGAUGAUCUGAUGCCCAUAAGACCUAUGAAGAACAGUAAGUUCCCAGUUGACAUAUACUCAGACAGCAGCGAAGACAACAAGACUGAAGUCAAGACCGAGAAGGUCAAGCCUGAAAAGAUAAAAACUGAAAAGGACAAAUCCGAAAAGGCUAAGCCGGAUAAGUCGCCGAAUGGUAAUGAUUCACAACAACCUUUACCGAGAACGAAGGCCGCUAUGAAAGAGUUUAUUCCCACUCAACCGGAGAAGAAAACUACGGCACCAGUCGAAGACAAACCCGGUCCUAGGAAACGAGGAAGGAAACCAUCCAAUAAGGAUAAAAAGUUGCCGCUUCCAACCAAAACAGAAUCUGACGAUGAAGCCAAGAACAAAGAGAAUAUUAAAUUUUCUAAACAAAAAGACAAUCCUACUGACUUGAUUGUUCCCCAGAGGCAAGCUGCCAAAAAGGCUUCCGAGAAUAUGCGCUCAACCACAGCAGUUAAGAAAGAAGAUAAUGUGCCCGAAUCACGAGAACUCAAACAAGCCAGUGGGGAUGACACUAAGCCUAAACAUCCAGUGAAAUCUAAGUCAAAGGGUAAAGAAAUUAAAGAUUCUGUUGGUGGUAAAUCGAGUAAAAAGAAAUCUAAAGAGACAGAAAAAGAACCUAUAUCUUACGUCCCUCAAAGACAGGCAGCUAAGAAGGCAGCGGCUCACAUAAAAAGUGGAUUGGGUAGCAAGGUGCCAGCUGCCGAAAACGAAUCCGAUAAAAAGAAAGAUUCAGACAAAUCCGAGGCUAAACUUUCACCCAAGAAAGAUAAAGAGGAAGCGAAGAGUUCUAAAUCUGGGCAAAAAGAUAGUUCGAGCUCUUCUACGAACUCGAGUAGCAGUAGCUACACGUCGUCUUCCAGUUCAGAGGAAGAGCAUGACAAGCCUGGCAUGAAACCGACCGCCAAAGCCCGCGAGAUCAAGCCCGCCAUAAGCACGCGGCAGCCGUCAAUGUUCUCUCCUCCUGGCUCUAGACCUACAGUGGACUUGCCCUUUCUCGACAGGGUGUCAAGACCGCUGUCUUCGACUAGUGCCUCGAGUGAUUCUGACAGCUCUAAAGAGUCAGACGGGUCCAGGUCGGGCAGCCCCUAUCCGAAGCGACCCAGGCGACGACGAAAGCACAAGAGUGUGUCGAACGAUGCGUCCCCUCGCAAGGCGCCAGACAAGAAGCUUAAAACUUCCGAACGGCAGUCCGAGUGUAGGGUACCAUCACCGACUCUUGAAAGAGAGGAACCUGGCCGAGCCAGCAAUGCGCGCGCUGCCACACGUGCUCGGACCAGAAGCACUGCUUCAAGCGGAAAUAUGCCUAAUAAGUCUGAUGCCGGACCUAGAAAAUCAUCUAAAGAAGACACCAUUGCCGCUGAACCCAAUAAAGCUCCCAAAGAGAGCAGCCAGCCCAGUGAACUUUCAACUGCGGAGCGGAAAGCGAACGAGGAGGUAAAGGACGAGAUAAAAGAAGAAGUUAAAGUUGAAAUUGAAAUAGCUCUUGAUCCUCCUAAAAAUGACGUCAAAGCUAAAACAAGUAAGCCCAAGAGGCGUAGCGAAUCCAAUGAUGACAAGGAUAAGAUCAACAAAACCAUUGAAAUUGAAGUGCCGCCGCUGCACAAAGUUAGUCCUCGCAAGAGCGCAGAGUUGAAACAUAAAUCGUUAAGCAAUAGACGAGUAAGCGUGAAGGAUACAGCGCAAAAGGACCGCUCGAAGACCGAUGAAGUGCGAGAGCCGCCCAAGAAAGUUCGCAGGCUAAGCAUGGCUCAAAACGCAGUACCGUCAGAGCGGGGUUCUGGAUCACCUGUCAAAAAGAAAUCAUCCCAACCAACCGUUCCGGAGCAAUUGCCAGUAGCACCUUUGAUUGAUAAGAAGAGUCCCCUGGGUAUAGCUGCAGACUACCAUGACAAUGAUAAGCAUUGGUUGCCGAAGGCGCCCAGCCCGAAUACUAUUCCGCCUGCAGUAGAGAAGCCCGGUGGUAAUGAAAAAUACAUGACUGACGAUAAAUCUAUGGACUCAGAUUAUGCAGAUAAAAGUAGCGUCAAAAUGAUUGCUAAAAUACAAGCAAACCUCAACGAAAACACCAUGAUCAAGUCUCCAAAGACGCCAAUGGAUGCAAGAACAGUAAAUAUUGAAAACAUUGAUGUUGAGAACGUGGCUAGAAACAUGAAGAAACGGUCGACAGAAAAGAAAUUCAUCACACAAGAUGCCAGUCACGUACAAGGUGUUGAAAUCUCCAAGAGUGCCAAGAUACCAUCAAUUAUAAACCCCUUCCCUAACAGAGCCAUUUUCUCUCCUCAGUCUAAGGAUAAUGAAUUUUUAGAUUUCGAAAUGAUGGCUGUUGACGACGGGUUCAACCAUGACGACAUUAUGAAACCGUUUGCGACUUAUCCAGAAUUCUUUUUCAAAGAGGAUUCUAAGGAACAAGGUGUACAGGAAACACUGAACUUAGUGGACAGGCUUAGGAUAAGGCUAAAUACUAAGAAAGUGCCGGAAACAGUUCCUGAAGAAGACGAACCUAUAGAUGUGAUCGAUGACGAUACGAAAGAUAAUAAAGAUGACAACCUGGUCGCGUCCAACUUGGUCAAAGAAGACAGUCCGCCACCUAAGGCGCACACACCUGCGCUAGGGCUUACUGAACGCUCACCUGUGAAGGAGAGUCGCCAAGCCGUCAAUCACAUUCCUAGGAUACCGCCGUCUAUAGAUCUCCCAUCCGGUGAUACUGCCAUGGACGCUAAAGAUUUCCAACCUACGGCUAUGACAAGUGAUGAAAAAUGGCCUAUCAUUCCGCUAGCGGUGUCACAAAUGGACACGCAGAGUCAGGCUGCUAACGACCAAAAGUACGAUAAUUCAUACCCAGACGACGUCAAAGAACCUAUAACGUUACAGUCCGACGUGCGGUCUGUUUCUGAAGUAGGAGAUACAAUUUCAAUAUCCAAACAAAGCGACGAUUCACAAUCUUUGUCAGUUGUCGACCACUCUGUUCACAGUAACGACGUUGAACUUGUACAUGAUAACCAAAACUAUGAUAAUAAUGAGUUGAUACACUCUGAUUGCGCUACGACUUCCUCGCCAUACAUUAGCCAAGAAAAAUGGCGAGAGAGCAAGAUAACCACGCGCCGAUCAUCCGCCUCUAGUACGACCUCAGAAGGUUCCGUGAGCUCUCAUAAAAAUGAACUGAAGUCUCAUCUUUCAAGUGAUUUACGUCCAGGUAAUGUAAUGCCUCAAAUAGAUACGUACCCGCCCAUCCCGGCGUACUCAAGGCCGGUGGAGCCGUCGAUGCCGCUGAACCAGUACACGACGUACCCGCCCGAGGCGUCGCCUUUCUGCUCACUGCCGCUGUUCGCGGGCGCGGCGCAGUUGCCGCUACCGUCGCCGGGGCCUGGCCUCUACGGCGCCAUCCCCUACACGACCUCUGCGCCACUGCCGCUCAAACCCGCCUUCUACAGUGCGGCUUUUACAUCAUCAUCGCAGAACAUUGCUCUGACUACAGCGAUGAUUGCCCCGCCCACACCGAAACCGUUAGAUUCGCCAGGGCCCGAUAUUGAUGUCACAGGAAGCGAUAAGUUCUCGAUACACGUUGCUUCAAGCCCUAGUAUAAGCGUAGAUUCCUAUGAAAACAGCAACAAAGCUCCAACGAAAAUGUCCAAUGACAGCAAUGAAACUAUGACGAGCUUGCACCCACAGGAAUCAAAAUCUCCACCUAAAUUGACAAAACUGACAACAAAGUUCUCUGGGAAGUCUCCAGGCAAGAGCCCUGGCAUAUCGCCCAAGCAAAGCGAAUCCGGUAAGGGCACAAAACGUUCUAGUAACAGGAGCAACAGAAGCCAACGUGGCCGCGGCCGCUCCAAGAGCCGCGGUCAAGGAUUUCCGCCCGCUGAAUAUUUGGGAAACUCUAUUCAAAGCAAGCUUGUCGGCACAGUCUACGACUUCGACGAAGAAAUCGCCAAUGAUGGUGUUGACCUAAAAACUCUUCGCGACAAACGUAAAUCUAUCGAUAUACGAGACGAUAGGAAAUCCGAACAUUCUUACAAAGAUUCUUCUCAGUCACCUCGCGUUAUAACUCCUCCUCCGAGUAAAAAAGCUACACCGUCAGAUAGUAAAGACGUUAAACCGCCUCUGUCCCCCGAACCCGCGGAGUCGAACUCGUCGCCGUCGGCGUCGUCCGGCUUCUCCCAGGUGGCGCCCGUGCUGCCAGGACCGGUAGAUAUGCGUACGUACCAACCGUUCGAAAACCCAGCUCCUCCUACCGAAAAUGCGUAUCACUUACUCGCGUUUGCUAGUGGAACCGCGGAACAGCACUUGGCUGAAAUAGACGAGGAAGUAGAGAAACAACUCCACACAGCACUAAUGGCCAGUAAUCCGCAGACGGGAUCACCGAGCCAUCAGCCUGAGCCGGAGACCAGCGAGCCGCCCAAAGAGGUCGCCGCUCCGCAACUGCCCAAGGUAUCUCUCUCCGACUCAAGAAAUCAAUUGAAGGUUAAGAUUAAAGGUCCUUUCUUGGACGCCAAUUACUCAACGUCGUCAUCACAGCCGGUAGCCCCGCCGCCGCCGGCGCCCGCCAGCGAGCCCGGCACCAGCAUGUUCAACGCGUCGAGCUCCACCGCCUCCAGCGCGGUGUCCGGCUCGACCAACCUGCGGCGCAUGAGGAAGAAGGAGUUGCUGCGCCAGUACUGGACCCAGGACAUGAACAUGGAUGACCCGACACAAAACGCCACGGUGGGGGCCGUGCCGCCGCCGGCUGCGCCCUCGCCGCUCACGCGCGCCGUCAUCACCAUCCCCAAGGCGGUGGCGUCCAUGACCAGCAUACCGACGCGCGAGGACUAUAAGAUGAGCGAUAGUCCGGUAGAGAAGAAGAAACGAAAAAUUACUAGUGGUCUCUCGCGUGAGUUAAGGCAUUUAGAGGUAAGUAUGAACGACGAUGCCGACCCUGCAGAUGACGUCAAGUUGUCAACAAUAGCCGGCACGUCAAGCAAACAAGUUCACAAGCGUCGCGGCCGCACCUCCACCAAGCCGAACCGUGCUAAUGCCACAUCUCCGGUCGCCCCGAAGCUAAAGAUAAAGAUCGGCAACAACACAGUCCAGCAGGUCCCGGCGGCCGCGCCCGCGCCGCCUGAUGACUCGGCUGGGACUGCCAAUUUCCGCCCGCCUAAAAAACGAAUCAUGGUGCACAAGCCUAGCCUCGAGGACUUGCGCCGUGAGAGCAUGAAGUAUCGGCGUAUGGUGAUGGCCAACUUCGAAGAAGACGAACAAGAUACAAUAGUUAAACCUAAGAGUGAAAAAAGUGAGAAAAGUGAUAAAAGCGAAAAGCGUAAAAAGAAAAAGGACAAAAAAGCUGAAAAGCUUCAAGUGGUGAACAGAGAAAGUAAUAGUGCUACAAAGUUGAUCAUAAAAAUCAAACGAACGAAGGAAGAAGAGUCAAACGACGGUAGCACGAGCGGCGCGUCGACAAGCGGGGGCGCGAGUGCGAGUGCAGGCGGGGGCGCGAGCGCGGGCGGGGGCGCGGGCGCGAGUGCCGCCGUGACGCCCGCCGAGCCCGCCAUCGACCCGUUCGAGUAUGACCCGUCGGCGCCCGACCCGCUCGCCAUCGACCCGCCCUCGUACGCUGAGGCGUCGUCGGCCAUGCGCAAGGUGCGCACGGACAAGGUGACGCCCAUCCGGUUAAAACUGGCGCGCAGCUCCGAGGGCUCCGGCUACGUCAUGAAGGAGGCCGGCGAGGCCGCGCUGCCCGUCAAUAACAAUAAACACUGUGAAGUGAGGUGAUACAAGCCGCGCGCCAACAAGCGUACCGCGUACAAAGCCAAGGACACUAACAAACGUGUGCUAAAUAAGUCUAGAGUUAAGGGUAACGUAAGCAAGUAGGCGGUCGAGUUAACAAGUAAGGACAAGUAAAUGAACUAUGUUACUAUAGAACAAGUAUAAAAUCUCCUGUAUAGUUAAACUACUGAUAUUCUCUGUAUAUUUUUAAAACAAUAUUAUCUAAUAAUAAUAAUAUAGUGUAGUCUAUUAUUACAUAUAUUAUUUAUUUGUAUAAAUGGAAAGCUCAAUGAUUAACUUAAAGUUAUUCUAAGGUAUAUAGUAUUGUGCAUGAUGCGAUGCACAAGUAAAUCUUAUUAUAGUAUAGCAUAUAUAUAUUUUUGUUAAAGUUACUGUUUUAAUUUGUGCCUCAUAUGGAAUCUCAUUAACUUUGCAUGAAUUAAUUGUGUAAUUUUAUAGAUUAGUUGUGUAUGAUUAAUUUUAAAGUUUCGCUAUCACAAAGAGCAUCACAUGCAUUGGUUGCAAACGAUUCUGAAUUCACUCCCUCGGGGUGACGCGCAGGUGUCACGGCCGUGAUGACGUUUGAACGCGCUAACUGCUACGGGCGGCCCAUCUAUACUAACCAUCAUAAGCUCACGUUUCGAAUUUUACCAAAGAUUGUCAACAUAACGAAAGUUACUGCUUCCCAAUGGGCAUUAUUAGUGAAACGCGACAGUGACGCGAUAGUUAAACACUUAAUCCAUAGACACAGCACGUAACAUCUCUCUUCCAGUCUCGCAGUGUUCGUCACAAACUCUAGGGAAUACAAAGUACAAUUAAACAUGUGAGAAGGGAACAUGUCACGAGAUCAGAUGACAACCAGAUCCGAGCAGCGUGCCAUUACAAGGAAUAUCAUGAAUCGGCGCUCAACUAAGCUGACCUUAGAUACUGUCUACGCAGACAUAGAGUUAAUUAUUGAGUAUGAAAUACCUAAAUUGAGAUAGGCUAAUCAAAUCGGAUGUAAUAUAAUAAUUUAGUGUAGGCUGCCCGUAAUUGUAUGACCACGCAUCUAGGCAUAGGAUACAAUAUGUUGCAGACUAGUAUUUUGUGUUAGUGCGUAUUGAUAUAGAGGAACUGAAUUACAUGUAAUUUCGGUAACGUAUGGAAUUUAGCUAUCAAUGUAUGUUGUUAGUUAGUUCUGAGUUCAGUUGUGCGCCGCACAGCCUCAGACGGCAAAGGAACGCAGAACUCCUUACUGAUAUUCUAUGUUUCCCUAGCAUAACGUUAAAGUGUAAAUAUGUUCGUGGUCUCAUUACUAUCGCGUGGUCUUCUUUUGCGAUCAGUCUUAAACAAAGCUUGUUUCCUAUUAUUCAUAUCAUUUUGAUAACAAGAAUCUUGUGGCCGGUUAGAACUAAAAUCUAAAUUCUGCAUUAGGCGUUCUGUUUUAUCUAAAAAUUAGGUUUAAAGAGAGACUUGUAGAGAAUCAAUUGGUAUCGUAUUUCGAUGUUCUUGAAUAUACGUUCAGAGAAAAAACCCUCUUAGCAUACGCUACGUGAUGCUGGAUAUAUCUAUUUGGUGCAUCAUGUUCUAUAUUCUUGAUUACAAUUUUUAAGUAGAAAUAGUUGUAAAAUAGUGGUUGAAAAUAAUUACUAUGAUUCUCAAUGUAAGAUUUGACAUAUUGUCGAUGUUGAUGUAUAAUAAACAAUGUAAAAUAAUAACUAUUAUAAUAGCUCGUGACGUAAUGCGAGCGUCAGCGCCACAUAGAGUCGUUCCGUAGCGUAUGUUAAGUAUGGUACUGAUAUAAAGUGAUACGAACACGACAUAAUUCUAUUUAUUUGUGCAAUAUUCGGCAAUACUCAUCGUAUAGUCAAAGAUUGACCGUAGGCACGGAGUGUUAGGAUUAAGUGCAUGUCCGUUAAUAUAAGUAUCUCAUUUUCGUUUCGAUUGUAAAUAAAAUAUUUAAUAACGUACUAAGGCUUUGUCCAGAUUUGCGAUUAAAAAUCGACCGAUACAAUUUAUUUUGUUUGUUAUGUUCAGUUAUCGCGGAGAUUGUGUUGAAUAUGAAUAGAAAAGAUUUUUACGGCUUAGUUUUUAUAUAUGGAAUGUUUUAUAUUAAGUUAGUCUCUGAUUAAAGUACUAUAAGUGUGUGGGAAGAUGAUUGGAAAUGAACGAUAAAAUUGCAGUAUUUUCUGAAUUGAUUAUCCUACGCAUAGUAUUACAUCUGGACACUGCCUUAGCGAUAGAUACAUAGCGGUGUGAGUGUCGGCCGCACCGAGCAGCUCGCACGGGGAGCGCGACCGCGGCCUAUCAAUGAGCUUAGUAUAAAAUUAAAUGUUUCAAUACAUGUUCGUAAUAAUAUAUAUGUAAGCUUACUACCACUCUGACAUUAGAAGUUUGAUCCGAUGUACAUACAUGGUAAUUGUAAAUCAAAUAUUGGAGUCGGUGUAUAAAUGUUUCUAGGUGUAGACUACGCAGAUGCAGCGGAGAUAAAUGAUUUUUUGGGCAAUAUAAAUAAAUUAUUUGUGCUAUCACAAAACCCAAUGAGGUUUAGGCUGUGCUUAGUUUCGCUAUAUUUUAAUUUAAAAUCAUUCAUAAAAAGAUUAUCAGGAUUGAUAGAACCGAUGUGUAUUGUGUGGUUUCUUGAGAGCUUAAUGAUUUCUUUUUUAUAUUUUUAUAUUUUUCAUAUGAGCAAAAGUUUAAUUUUACGAUAUCAGUUAUAUAACAAAUAUUUCAUGAAGUCUACUAACGAUAUCAGUGAUUGCAUUUAAAUUAAAAUAAUGAAUGGUGCAUGUAUAAAUAGAGCUAUUUAUAAACUAACCAGAAAACUGAGAUUAAACAUAAUACAUUGAAA
This is a messenger RNA of Trichoplusia ni (cabbage looper), 11436 nucleotides long. It is a transcript of the gene rno, whose product is annotated as PHD finger protein rhinoceros. Bases 618 to 8612 code for a protein of 2664 amino acids. Lineage: Eukaryota; Metazoa; Arthropoda; Insecta; Lepidoptera; Noctuidae. Gene Ontology annotation, biological process: regulation of transcription by RNA polymerase II. The record is from RefSeq and is a predicted model, not a curated record. The transcript has 6 exons.